AUGUCGAUCUUGCGGCCCCCUUACUUUUUCAGAAUUCACGAGAUCCGCGAGAGAAGUGAUAUACGCCCCCACGCGGAUAGUCGAGGACACUGGAUCCCAUGCAGCGACCCCGGGGCGCAUGUACGAGUCCAAGUUGGUGCAUCGGGCAAGUACUAUUUUUGCAACGGACAGCAAAUCUACGAGGUUACGCAGCUACCUCAAGGAUGUGCGAAAUAUAAAACGUUCUCGAUGUACUAUGCUGGAGGACAGGGCUUCUUGGUGUUGAGGGGAGAUGCAAGGAAGCCCAGACCCGACGAGACAUGGCAACCGCUCCAAUUUGACCACGAUGAAAACGACUACUCCUCCUUUUUGACAAAUGCGGGAGAGCAGCAAAUCCUGCGUGUUCAGCGUCCCGACCAGCAGUGGCCGAUGCUGCUCCUCCCUGAUAUUUACCACACCAGUACUCGUACUCAAGCUCGACAUUACGGAGGGAUCAAGGGGGAACUACCCAUUUUCCUAGCCCUGAUUGCGUUUUCCACUCUAGCCGAAUAUCUUCCAAAUGUGUUGCCUCUCGUUUUCACAGGAGGGGCGUGGCAGGUCCAUCAAUACCGAUACCCUCGUACGAUGUCUCGAGACAUCCCAACGCAAUUCAUGCUGAUCCAUUCAGGAACAAACCGUCGUGGUGUCGUCGUUACAGUAUAUACCUGUCCCGAGAAUCUGCACGGAGGGUCUACCGAGGAAGAUCUCGAAGACUACGAACACGGACUUUAUGGGAAAUAUUUCGACUAG
Messenger RNA from Westerdykella ornata, 768 nucleotides. RefSeq lists its product as uncharacterized. The coding region runs from base 1 to 768 and encodes 255 amino acids. The record is from RefSeq and is a predicted model, not a curated record. The transcript is spliced from 2 exons. NCBI's taxonomy places the organism in Eukaryota, Fungi, Ascomycota, Dothideomycetes, Pleosporales, Sporormiaceae.